Molecule: messenger RNA, 2746 nt
Organism: Salvelinus fontinalis (brook trout)
Lineage: Eukaryota; Metazoa; Chordata; Actinopteri; Salmoniformes; Salmonidae
Product: tripartite motif-containing protein 16-like
Exons: 7
Coding region: 50-1288 (412 amino acids)
Molecular function (GO): zinc ion binding; protein binding
Source: RefSeq, a predicted model, not a curated record
ACUAAUCUGAGUCUGUCGUCUGUCUGUGUGAGAGUGAACAACCGUCCAAAUGGCUCAGCAGGGAGUUCUGCUGGACCAGGACCAGUUCUGUUGUUCUGUCUGUCUGGAUCUACUGAAGGAGCCGGUCACUACUGCCUGUGGACACAAUUACUGUAGAAUCUGUAUUGAGGGCUGCUGGGAUCAGGAUGUUCUGAAAGGGGUCUAUAGCUGUCCUCAGUGCAGACAGACCUUCACUCCAAGGCCCACUCUGAGGAAAAAUAACAUGUUGGCUGAGCUGGUGGAGAAACUGAAGAAGACAGGACUCCAGGCUGCUCCCCCUCAUGCUCUGUGCUAUGCUGGACCUGGAGAUGUGGCGUGUGAUUUCUGCACUGGGACCAGAAAGCAGAAAUCCCUCAUGUCCUGUCUGGCGUGUCUGGCCUCUUACUGUGAGACUCACCUCCGACCUCACUAUGAAUCUCCUGCUUUCAAGAAGCACAAGUUGGUCAAAGCCACCGGACAACUACAGAAGAAGAUCUGCUCUCAUCAUGACAAACUGCUGGAGGUUUACUGUCGUACCGAUCAGCAGUGUAUCUGUUAUCUGUGUACAAUGGAUGAACAUAAAGGCCAUGAUACAGUGUCAGCUGCAGCAGAGAGGACUGAGAAACAGAGGCAGCUGGUGAUGAGUCAGCAGAAGAUCCAGCAGAGAUUCCAGGAGAGAGAGAAGGAGCUGAAGGAGCUCCAACAGGCUGUGGAGUCUUUCAAGCGCUCUGCACAGUCAGCAAUGGAGGACAGUGAUCAGAUCUUUACUGAGCUGAUCCGCUCCAUUGAGAGAAGGCGCUCUGAGGUGAAGGAGCUGAUCAGAGCCCAAGAGAAGACUCAAGUGAGUCAAGCUGAAGGACUCCUGGAGCAACUGAAGCAGGAGAUAGCUGAGCUGAGGAAGAGAAGCACUGAGCUGGAGCAGCUCUCACACACAGAGGAUCACAUCCAUUUCCUCCAGAGUUAUCAGUCUCUCUCCAGUAUCAGUGUAUCUUCAGACUUACCCAGCAUCGUUGUCCGUCCUCUUCAGUACUUUGGAGAUGUGAGUAAGACUGUGUCUGAACUGAGAGAGAAACUAGAAGACUUCCUUAAAGGAGAAUGGACCAAGAUCUCCACUACAGUGAAUAUAGUGGAUGUUGUACUGCCUCCAGAGCCCAAGACCAGAGAACAGUUGUUACAAUAUUCCUGUCAGCUCACACUGGACCCAAACACAGCACACACACACCUCUCUCUGUCUAAAGGGAACAAAAAGGUUGUUCUCAGGCAGUUGUGAAGCAAGUCCAUCUUUACCUUUUCUCUUUCAUCACAUUGUCUGAUAUGCUUCUCCAAGGUCCUUUUAGCAUAUGUGUCUGCAUGUCCUCAAAAGAACACACAGUGUCUGCACUUCCUGUAGGCAAAGCCCACACCCUCUGAACCCUGCUAGUUCAUGUUGUGUCAGGGUGUCUCCACAGAGAGAGACCAUGUCACCAUAUAUCAUUUUCUCUCCGUUAAUAGUUAGCAUUUUAACCCCACUGUACAAUGCAUCCAUAUCUUCAUAGAUUCUAUUCAAUAUUCCAUCUCCACCAGAUUGACGGAGGUCUGCUGAUCUAGCCACGGCAGGUAGCCUGAUAGCAGCCAGUUUAGACCUGCAUUUUGAAUGUAUAUUUCCUAGGGUGUAGUACACCAUUAACAAGUUGUUUUUUAAUGCAAAGGAUCCUAGUGGAUUCCAGAUGUCUAUUUGAUCCGUGUACAGAACAAUCUGCUUUCAGUUUCUCUGAAAAUAAGGGAUGUGACUUUAGAAGAGCGCCGUCAACAAUGUCAUGAAAACAACAAUGCAGAUAGUCCGGGUUGAUUUCCUGUUCAGGAGUCUUAUGGCUUGGGGGUAAAAACUGUUCAGAAGCCUUUUGGUCCUAGACUUGGUGCUCCGGUACCGCUUGCCAUGCAGUAGUAGAGAGAACAGUCUGGCUGGGGUCUUUGACAAUUUUUAGGGCCUUCCUCUGACACCGCCUGGUGUAGAGGUCCUGCUGGCAGGAAGCUUGGCCCCAGUGAUGUACUGGGCUGUUCGCACUACCAUCUGUAGUGCCUUGCAGUCAGAUGCCGAGCAGUUGCCAUACCAGGCAGUGGCGCAACCAGUCAGGAUGCUCUCGAUGGUGCAGCUGUAGAACCUUUUGAGGAUCUGAGGACCCAUGCCAAAUGUUUUUUUGUUUCCUGAGGGGGAAUAGGAAAGACUCAAUCAUGGACACUCUUACUGACAGUUGUGGCUGCUUUGUGUGAUGUAUUGUUGUCUCUACCUUCUUGCCCUUUGUGCUGUUGUUUGUGCCCAGUAAUGCUUGUACCAUGUUUUGUGCUGCUACCAUGUUGUUUUGCUGCUAUGUUGUUGUUAUGUUGCUACCAUGCUGUGUUGUAAUGUGUUGCUGCCUUGCUAUGUCGUUGUCUAAGGUCUCUCUUUAUGUAGUGUUGUCUCUCUUGUUGUGAUGUGUGUUUUGUCCUAUAUUUAUAAUGUAUUUAUUUAUUUAUUUAAAUCCCAGGCCCCUGUCCCAGCAAGAAGCAUUUUACCUUUUGGAAGGCCGUCCUUGUAAAUAAGAAUUUGUUCUUAAUAACUGACUUGCCUAGUUAAAUUAAGGUUAAAUAAAAUGAAUUGCACAUACAAAAGUGGGACAUUGUUAUUUCCUCCAGACUACUACCGUAUUAAAGUGUAAUUUUAUGUUAUUCCCUCCAGACUACUACCGUAUUAAUGUGUAAUUUUAUGUUA